This is a messenger RNA of Miscanthus lutarioriparius, 417 nucleotides long. The record is from the annotation of a GenBank genome assembly. NCBI's taxonomy places the organism in Eukaryota, Viridiplantae, Streptophyta, Magnoliopsida, Poales, Poaceae.
AUGGAUUACAUGGAAGGGGGGAAAUUAUUCAGGAGAUCCAGUAACUGGAAAAUGAAUAAGGGCAAGAUUUUCAAGUUGGCUAAGGGAUUUAGAGGAAGGGCGAAGAAUUGCAUAAGGAUAGCAAGGGAGAGGGUCGAGAAAGCCUUGCAAUAUUCGUACAGGGACAGGCAUAACAAGAAGAGGGAUAUGAGAUCCCUUUGGAUUGAGCGCAUCAAUUCUGGUACACGGUUGCACGGGGUGAAUUAUGGCAAAUUUAUGCACGGAUUAAUGAAGGAGAACAUCCAACUCAAUAGGAAGGUGCUCUCAGAGCUGUCGAUGCAUGAACCUUACAGCUUCAAGGCGCUUGUUGAUGUAUCCCGCACAUCAUUUCCAGGGAACAGGCCUGUCAAAAAGGAGGGUCUAGCAGCUAUCCUGUGA